Stegastes partitus (bicolor damselfish) is the source of this 7365-nucleotide messenger RNA. RefSeq names its product mucin-17-like. The transcript has 3 exons. The record is from RefSeq and is a predicted model, not a curated record. Bases 174 to 5852 code for a protein of 1892 amino acids. Lineage: Eukaryota; Metazoa; Chordata; Actinopteri; Pomacentridae.
GCCGCGGGCACUGUGGCUCGCUCCCUGAGGCUCCAGUUCACUCCAGGAUGAGACGGCCCUGUGGCACUCUGAGCCGGGAUUAACAAGCAGGGAGCAGUUUGUCCCGACAGCCGCUCGCCGAAGUCAAUCCAACAAAACACAAGCAGCCCCCGUGUCCACUUCAGGAGUGUGAAAUGCUGAUGGAAGUCAGCUACAGUAACGGGCUGGAGCCUGACCUUUCCCAGCAGUAUCCUCCACCCUUACUGCCAAAACCGGGCAAGGACAACGCAAGGCUUCAGAAACUCAAGAAGAAGAGAGCCAAGAAGAAAGGCAGCCUCUCUCAGACGCCCAUCCCCUUUCGCUCCUGCUUGUCGCCUGUCAACGAAGCGAGCACAGACCUCGAGCACAGUGACCAGUCCAGCCCACCGAGGACGCCAGAGUCGGUGUACAUCGCCGAGCCUUCGGUGUCCAAUUUCCCCUUUGGCUCCCUGUAUGAUCACUCUGCAUCUGCAUUCCCUCAUCCUCAGAGCAGCCCUUAUGUUCAGACUGUCAGCUUCCCCCCUCCGGCCUUCGCAGCCCAGACCAGAGGUUCAGAGCACCAGGUGGCUCCGCUGUACGAGUGUUCCUCUUUCUUGUUCGACGAGGCGACUCCUUUCAUGUUGCCACCUGAGCAGGUUGCAGCGCCGCCUCUGGCUUCUCCUUUCACCUUAAACAUGACACCAAAUUCCCGUGGGUCAGUCACAACAGUCGCUGUGUCGCAGUCCAGCCCGAAAAUAUCGACUCACAGCUUGACCCUAUCCCCAGCCGCCCCCAACUGUGGCCCAGCACCUUCUCAAGUGUCAGACCUACCUCCAGUUCCAGCGCUGCUAUCAGUUUCAAACAGUCAACCUUUAUUUCCCAGCCAGAGGGAGACAAACGCUGCCUCAAAGGACGGCCCUCCGAGCCAGACAUCAACUUUGACUGCCAGACAAACCAGUAAUGGCAACUUUGCUCUAAGCCAGAUGCCCCCUGAAAUAACGGCCUCAAAAAUAUCACUUGUUGAAGCAGUAAAGGAGGUGAGUCCUGACGCCACACCGGCUAGGAUUUAUACGUCAAAGGCAACGUUUUAUGAGAUCUCCAAACCUCCCUCUAUGCAGGACCUGUCAGGAAUAAACCCAGCCUACCAGGGAGCAUCAUUAUCUGCAGCACAGAGGGAGAAACCAGCUGUUUCAGUGCUGAAAACUGAUCACUUUUCAUCCUGGACCCAGUGUGGGAGACCUAAGACUCCCUCUUGCACACCAGCUCGAGUAUCGACACCCAUUUUUGAAAUCUCAAAACCAAACCCACUUUUAUUUGCUGCAAGUCCUGCUUUCAACUUAUCUCAAGAUUUGCAACCUCCUGCUGCUGUCAAGGAGGCUCCGAGACACAAAUCAGCAAUUCAAACCGCCGCCAGAGAAGAAUGGAGUCAAACCAAUGUUAAUAACAUAACGGCCAUCAAACAAGCCAGUAAUUACAAAGAGAUACAGAUUCAAAAUACACAGAGGAGCACAAUAAAUCUGAGCGUCGGCAACACUGAGCUGUACCAGAGAGAAGCCACGACUGCUCAAGACUUUACUGUGGUCAAACCAACACUAACAGAACCCAUCACCCCGAAUAUAAAAACAGAUCAAGAAAACAAAGCUUCAUCGUUGCCACAGGUUCCAUCAUUUCUUUCUGUACCAAAGAAUCUGAACCCAACGCCAGCACCUUCGAGUCCAAGCCCAGCGUUGUCUACGUUUCGUCCUCCUGUAAACGUGGCACGCAAGUCUUUGACGUCACUGUUGGAGACUCAGAUGUCAUUGGCAAACUCAAAGCCCAAAUCACGGUCUACUUAUUACGGGCUCACUCCAGCUGAGUACGCUGCCUACGGUGGAAUUAGGAGUGCUGCUUCAAAUCAAAGCCCUGUACCCCAAAGGAUUAACAAAGCCUCUGCAGACCAAACCAACCAAGACGAGCCUGUAGAUGAAUCAAAGCCUGAAAAACAGCUCAACGGACAUGAAGAUCUUCCCUCUUCAUCUCCAGAGCUUCCGGCUGAGCAGAUCAUCACACAAAACACAGACGUCUGUCAGGAGAGUGGGUCUGAAGCUAACGGUAUUGGAAUACAAUCACUUAAAACUACUAACGUGGACACAAUAAAACCUGAGCUUCCCCUCAGCUCAGCUCAGAAAACAAUGCAACAAUCCACAAGUGACGUAUCCCCACCAAAAGCCUCUUACUCUGAGGCUCCAAUACCAAUACCUAAAGCAGGUGAGGUACACACACAAAGUGCGGCACAGUUUUCUAUAGAGGCAGCACUAAAAAUGAACCCAUCUCUGACUGAUAGCAGUGGCCUGUCCAGCUCCUCCUCACCCUUAGUGAAAGCAGAUUCAAAUACAGAAACGCAGCAUAAAACCAAAGAAGGUUACAAUUUUGAUAAAACACCUUCAGUGUCACAGCCUAUCAACAACUUCACAGGAGAAUCCAAAAUUAUAAAUGCACAUGAAUACAGAGCUCCAGUUCAAAUUGCUAGUGGGGUCAAUCCAUCAAUAGGUCAAGGUCCCAACGCUCAGCUCACUGCCAAGCCCUUUAAAACCUUAGCUGACAGUCAAAACCUGAUCACUCAACCGCCUGCCAAACAGUUGGAGGCCAAAUUUUUAGAGAGCACCACAAUAAAUGGUGCGUUCAUCUUAGGAACCCAACAAUCCACCAAACUGGUGUCAGAAACCCCAAUAAAGUCCAGUCAAGUUUCACAUAAACAAAAGGAAGAGGUCAACCAGCAAAUCAAAGCGAGCUGUGAGGCUAUUCUGCCCAGUAACACAAACAUGGGGAAUAUUUUGCCUUCUAUUGCUGCUCAUACAGAACAUAUCCUUGACAAAACAAAAACUGAGCCCCAGUUCUCUAGUAAACCUUCCAAAGAACCAAUUAUUGCCAGUAGAGAAGCCUUGUUGCCCCAUGAGCCAGUCACAGCAUCUGUAUGUUCUGCACAGUACAGUAUCUGCACUGUAUCUUCAGCUGAAAAAAAGUUUAGACAACCAGUAAGUGCUGAAACUAAAGCCCACAGACCUGUUCUAACUUUAGAAAAGAUCAAUUUGCCUCCAUCAAGUGUACCAUAUAUACCUGCUGUAAAUAGCCCCUUACUAGAUAAACCAAAAACAGAAGCUAAACUCCCUGUCCAACAUGCUCCUGCAACCAAAUCACCAAACUAUUCAGACAUUAAGCUCCCUUCAGAGACAAACUCAUCAAACAUGUCAACAAAAGAACCCCAAAAGCCGAUAAACAGAAGUGAGAAUCUACUUGUGAACACACAGAGUAGUGCAGGAUCUGUUGGCCAAGGAGCAGGUUUGUACACAGACUCAUUCAGAGCGCCACGAGCAGCUGAAGCCACUUUAAAAACUAAAGAUGCAGUAAAGCCCAGCCAAGCAAAUAUAGAAGCCAAACUCCCCAAUUUUAUGAAUACUGACACUAACAGAAGCAGCAGUUCAGCAGUAGACAAAGGAGUUUAUCCACAGCUCAUCACUGAAAGAGUCGGUUUACUGCCGUUAGAACAUCCUCCUGCUGCACUUGUCAGAGAAGAAAACAUCCAAACUCAAUCGAUUGUUGAAACAAUCCCAGCUGCUUCUAGUCUUUUAAAAGGAAACACGGCAAGCAGCGAAACCAAACUGUCCAACAAACCAAACCAGCUGAGGUCUGUACCCGGCACCGUUCCACCUGGACAACCUGCAAAUGUAGAAACUAUUCAACAUGAGACUGCACUGUCAAACAAAUCCAGUUUGGGGGGCAAAAUUUAUAAUGUUCCUGCAGCUGAAAGCGAAUUCCCCAACAAGCUUCAAAUGGAAGCUGUUCUGCCAAAGCUGGUGGAGCCGGCAGUGAGCAGUAAACCACCAUUUAAUGCCGUGCAGGCCAGUAAACCUGCAGUGCCUUCCAGCCCUACCAUAAGGCAUGUCGCACCAAAAAGCCCAAAGCCAGCCACAAGUGCAAAAUCAGUUUCAGGCUCUGCUGAAGGUAAACUUUUUGCUGAGAACAGACCUUCUGAGACACCUGGACAUCAAAUCACCACUAAAACCACCUCAAAAGAACAAUUUUCUUUCAUUCAGCCAAUUAUAGACAAUAAACCUUUACCAAGUCCACGAAUAAAAAACAAAAACUCAGCAGCAUCUAAGACGGAAACAACUUCCAUCACUAAUACAUUUGGUAUCAGUGUAGAACAGCAAACCACACACACUGCAAGUCAAAUCACAGAAACCAAUGCUCAGAUGUUAGUGAAACAGUUUACUGAAACAAAAAGGUCUACUGGAACCAACAUCCACACUGUAAACACUCAGACCCUCUCACAUGUUGCUUUAAAUAACCAUCCUGCUACAAACACUCAGCCUGUUAGCGAAGCAACCAGAGAUUUUAAAGUCCCCCACAGUCCUCCAACUACACCUAAACCUUGGACUGCAACAAGAGCUUCACCUCUACUCGAGCCAAGAGUGUGUCAUACACCUAAACAAAGCUUCACCCCUACCUUACCCCAGUCCGCUCACACUCCUGUCCCUUUAAACCAUUUGACAGAAAUGAAACCUGCAUCUGUUGUAAUAAAAGAUCAGAUAAACUCUCCUGUUACAACCGUUCAAAAUGAUACACCUACUGUUCAGCCAUCUGUGAAGCCAAUCACUGAGAACGUCGCAAUAGCAGAAAUAAAACCACCACCAACAACUCCUGAGGUAAAACAUUCCCAAAUGCAACUACUAAAGAAUAUUCUAGGAUUAAAUUCCAGUAAAGAAGGAAAACUCUCCUCAUUGAACGCCAAAGCUAGUGCCCCCACCAAUCCUGAUUUAACCAGUAAACCUAAUCUAAAAUCUAAACCUCCUGUUAAGCAAACAGAACCAACACCUCCCUCUGCCAAGGUAGAAACAAAACCAUCAGCUCUAUCCACCGAAUCCUCAAAGUCUCUCCCCGAUCCGGCUCAGGUUAACUCUCACACCAGUAGUGUUGAGCCUCCGACAGAGCAACCAGUAGGGAGCAUUUCCCCCGCAAAGCCCGCAACAGAUACUGUCAUGAAAGCGUCCAUAGUUAAAGCCGCUGUGAUUGACUCUGCCACUCCUGCCUCUCUGCCUCAGGCCUCAGUCUCAGUCAAAGCUCCGUCCCCAAACGGAGGAACAUCACCGCCAUCUCAGCCAAACACUGGACUCAAAGGCAAGGACCUUCUGAAGACCAAAGCUGCGCCGACGGACGCCCAACCCUCCACGAAGUCAGCGACAUCAACUGCAUCUUCAACUGCUGAUAAGGCCGUCAAAGCGGAGACUACUUCGUCACCCGCUGAACCGAAGGCAGUCCAGAAGCCUAAAGGUCUGAAGGCUAAGCUCAGCGGGUGGAGUCGGCUGAAGAAACACAUGGUUGUCGAGCCGGACGAACCGCAGUUUCCAGAAGCGGAAGCCAAACCUCAGGUCGAAACAGGAGUCGAUAGCGACAAGAAAAUGGAUCCAGUCAAGCCGUCAGUCGACCAACCCGCCAAUCAGGAGGUGGUCAAGAACCAACAAGGUCCCAAAGCGUUGAAGAUGUGGGACGCACUCCUGUUUCAGAUGUUCUCCACCAAAGAGCGAAUCAUGGACCAGAUCCACAGCAACAAGAAAGACCCAGACACAAAAAAGUCCUCCAAAGAAAAUCCAGCCGAAGUUCCUUCUUUUGUCAACCGCCUGCCGAUUUUACUGUACAGCCCCCGAUUUGACGCCAGAAAGCUGAAAGAAGCGGCAGAGAAGCCGCUCACGAGUAUAGCUGCCGUUUUUGAACGGGGGCUGAUAAAACGUAAAUCUCAGGAGGACGAACGGAAGGACUUUAACAGAAAAGCCAGAGGAUUCGGCUCAGCAAAAACUACUGACGAGGCCGAUGAAUGAAAAGUGAAUUCAUCUGAUCUCAAGUAGGAAGGCCACAGAGAAACGUGAAGGAAUUCUAGCAAGAAUUGUGAGGAAAGAAAUCAUAGAAGUUUUGUGGAUAUAUGUGAGAUAAUAAGAAAAUCAGGGCUGCAGUGAGGAGGCGGAUGACUCUUGAGGGGAAAAGCAUGAACCUGACUUGACUCAAUGCUGGAGCUAGAACAUUGCCAUGGUGUUGAAAUUUAAGUUUUGCUGAGAUAAAAUUCAUUAGUUAGUGGUUAAGGUACCUGUUAAAGCUCUUAAAGGUCAAAUAGCAGUAGCACAUCUUUAAUACAAAGGUGCCAUAUUUGCACUUCUAAAAUUGAAUUAGACAAAAGAAGGAACAUUAGAUAUUCUGCAGCUCUACUUGGUUAGAUUAGUUUUUUUCAUUUGACGAAGGCCUAGACGUAGUGCUGAGUGCACGUAGCUCCUGUAGAUUCUUUUCAUAGAUUGUUUAAUUUGUCGUCAUGCUCUACCUUUUUCUAUUUUUCUAAACAAAGUAAGGCUUUUAGUGUACACCGCUGGUAGGCUGGUAGCGUUUGAUCUCUGUAAUAAAUAGGGCUUUUACAUUCCUGGAACAACAGGGCAGAUGGGUUUCGGAAGAAGGUCAACGAAGAUGGGUGAAGGGUGAAGGUCUGAAUAAAUUUAGGUUUCUGCAGGUUGGGUGUGAAUAGAAAGUGGUGGCUGGGUAAUGUGAUUAAUAACUCUCAGUGCUUAGUUGGUGUUUUUAGCCAUGCUAGCGACUCUGGUGUCGGCCUGUUGGGUCAGUUUGGUCUUGACGGAAACAGGUUUUGUGGUUUGGCAUUAAUUCAUUCUCAAAACUUUGGACUUUCAUUCAUCCAAAACUGAACUACCUUUUUAAAUUAACGUGCUAUUAUUUUAGCUUCAGCUGUACCUUGUGCCAGUUAACAAAUUUGUGCAUGCUAACACACAAACAUGGUAAACUUUGAUCCUGGUAAGCAUUAGCAUGUUAGCACCAUCACAGUGUUUAGCCACAGAGCUGCUAGCAUGGCUGUGAACUCGAACAAAUCUGUUGCAUCCCAGAAACAGAGUCUUUGAAGUUAAACUAAAACAGCUGCAGAUUGUUUUCAUCCGAUAAGGAGGACAUGAUACAAUAUUUCCUGUAGUUAUCAAACGGUUUUGUUGGUGGAUCAGUGAGUCUAGACUGUACGUAGGAUGUAGCCGUGAACACUAGUGAGUGAUGAUGAAGAGGCCUGACGUAGGAGGACAGACUGAAGGACAAAGACAGGUAGAUAUUAGACGUGUGAUGCUGCCAUAGCCGGUAUUACGAUGUUGUACUUGUGGCUCGUUUGUUUGUCUCUAUUCUGGAUUCUAAAAAUUGUUGCUUUCCCCAAGAAGACCAUCACGAUGUGGAAUUUCUUUGCUGAGGGGAAAGUAAACCCUCAUAAGCUGAACACAGCCCCAUUUAUUACACAGAUGCUUCACAUGUUUUUGUUUACUGUGUGAUUUUUAGAAAUGCAUAAAGCGUUGUGAGACC